Xiphophorus couchianus (Monterrey platyfish) is the source of this 4759-nucleotide messenger RNA. It is a transcript of the gene dtna, whose product is annotated as dystrobrevin, alpha. The record is from RefSeq and is a predicted model, not a curated record. NCBI's taxonomy places the organism in Eukaryota, Metazoa, Chordata, Actinopteri, Cyprinodontiformes, Poeciliidae. Gene Ontology annotation, molecular function: zinc ion binding. Gene Ontology annotation, cellular component: synapse; plasma membrane. Bases 246 to 2405 code for a protein of 719 amino acids. The transcript has 24 exons. Gene Ontology annotation, biological process: synaptic signaling.
UGUGAAGAGAUUCCGCAUUACGUCAUACCGGAGGCUGCCUUGUUCUGCUCAGCUCAGCCAGAGCGCUGCUGCACGAAAAUUUCCACAACACAAGCUUUGCUGGAGAGCGGCGCGAUAACAACGGCCACUUCGCGCCGUGAUGCAGCACCCCACGCCAAAGAAGUCGUGAUCACACCGCAGGGCGCGACGGAUUCCCCGGGUGGACGGCAUUCACGGUGCAGGGCAUGCCUCGAAAUAAAUUCUGAAUGAUUGAAGAUUGCGGGCGGAGGGGUGACAACAUGGCAGACAGAAGGCAGCUUUAUGUCGAGAUGAGGGCACAGGAUUUGGAUUCAAUACGAUUAUCAACGUACAGAACAGCCUGCAAACUCCGAUUUGUGCAGAAGAAAUGCAACUUGCAUUUGGUUGAUAUUUGGAACAUCAUUGAGGCUUUCCGAGAAAAUGGUCUGAACACCAUGGAUCUCAAUUCUGAGCUGGCUGUGGCUCGUCUGGAAGUGGUACUUUCCACCUUGUUCUUCCAACUUAACAAGCGAAUGCCAACCACUCACCAAAUCAAUGUAGAGCAGUCCGUUGGGCUGCUACUCAACUUCCUGCUGGCAGCCUACGACCCGGAAGGCCAUGGCAAGAUAUCUGUUUUUGUUGUGAAGAUGGCGCUUGCCUCGAUCUGUGGAGGGAAAAUUCUGGAUAAAUUAAGAUAUAUAUUUUCGCAGAUAUCGGAUUCUGCUGGAAUAAUGGUGCCCUCGCAGUUUGACCAAUUUCUGCGAGAGGUUCUCAAAUUGCCCAUGGCAGUGUUUGAGGGACCUUCUUUUGGGUACACUGAGCAAGCUGCACGAGCAUGUUUCACUCAGCAGAAAAAGGUCUCCCUCAACACAUUCCUUGAUACGCUGAUGUCAGACCCGCCCCCUCAGUGUUUGGUGUGGCUACCUCUCAUGCAUCGGCUUGCCAACGUUGAGAACGUGUUUCACCCGGUCGAGUGCUCCUACUGCCAUACUGAGAGUAUGAUGGGCUUCCGCUACCGCUGCCAGCAAUGUCAUAAUUACCAGCUCUGUCAGGACUGCUUCUGGAGGGGGCAUGCCAGCGGUUCCCAUAGCAACCAGCACCAAAUGAAGGAGUAUACGUCAUGGAAAUCCCCAGCUAAGAAGUUAACCCAUGUCCUCAGUAAGUCACUGAGCUGUGCCUCCAGCAGAGAGCCCCUGCACCCCAUGUUCCCUGAUAUGCCAGAGAAACCUCUCAACCUAGCUCAUGUUGUAGACACAUGGCCACCAAGACCAGUAAAUAUAACCAACGACUACUCACUGUCCCACUCCAUGCCUAUAUCAGGGAACCCUUACUCCACCAAAAACCAGAAUAAUGAUGCUGGCCAAAAAAAGUCUCGGUUUGGGGUUGCUCCACAGCUGUUAAAAGGGAAAGGGUUAAAGUACAACCUCGACGUUGCUGAUAGACUUGCUGACGAGCAUGUUCUCAUUGGCCUCUAUGUGAAUCUGCUCCAAAACAGCCCCAAAUUAUGUUUGCUGGAAAGCAGUAACCAUCAAGAUGAGGAGCACAGUCUCAUUGCUCGCUACGCUGCUAGACUGGCUGCUGAUGCUGCGGUUCAACAGCAGAGGGUCCCCAUAGACCUCCCUUACUCUCUGGAUGCCAACAAACAACAGAGGCAGCUCAUUGCAGAGUUGGAGAGCAAAAACAGAGAAAUCCUGCAGGAAAUCCAGAGGCUGCGUCUUCAGCAUGAGGAAGCUUCCCAGCCGCCACCAGACAGGGGCCAACAAAACCCCACCCUGCUCGCUGAGCUGCGACUUCUCAGGCAACGCAAAGAUGAGCUCGAACAAAGAAUGUCUACUCUGCAGGAGAGUCGCAGGGAGCUCAUGGUGCAGCUGGAGCAGCUAAUGAUGCUUCUCAAGCUAGAAGAAGAACGAAAACAAGCAAGUACUCAGGGUCCUGGCUCUCCACGCUCUUCUCCCAGUCACACCAUCAGCCGGCCGAUCCCCACGCCAAUCCACUCGGACUCUGCUGGCACCACUCCGACUCACACACCUCAGGACUCACUCAUGGGCGUGGGAGGGGAUGUUCAAGAGGCCUUCGCUCAGGGUCCAAGGAGAAAUUUGAGGAACGACCUUCUCAUUGCUGCUGACUCCAUAACCAAUACCAUGUCAUCACUUGUGAAGGAGCUCAAUUCAGAAGGUGGUAGUGAGACAGAGAGCCUCUUGGAUUCAGACUUUGGACAGUGUGACCUAAUGGCUACAACUUCCUCAGACUUUUACUUCACUUAUAAACCAAGACUUGCUAGAGCCGCAGAAGAAGAGACUUUUGAAAACAAUCUGGACCAGCAGCUGGAGGAGGAGCUCAAGUUGGAGGAGCUGGUAAAGCACAGACAAGAGACGGACAAAACAUGCUUGGUGACAAUGGAGCAGUGAUUGUGGAAGUCCAGAUGGCUGGUAAGCAACAAUAGUAGAAGACACUGAAAGAAGCAACACUGGGCUGAAGACAUGCAGCAUUGAAGACAUGAAGAAUUAAACCUGCGCUAAAUCCAACCAUAAAAAUACUACAUUUCUGUAAAGAUAUAUUUUUUAUCCAAACACAUAUUUAAGGUAAUACUGUGAGCUGGUGUGAAGAGAUUAAAUACUGAGCUUUCUAUUACACCACAGGUGCCAUAAAAACACAGUUAUUUCCAAACUUUUGUUUAGUUUUCUUCUUUAGUUGUUUAGAAACCGUACACUGUAAGUACAAGGUGGUGAACCACUUUCUUUCAAAGUCUCAUGUUUUUGGACACAAAGAACCAAGCCUACAUGUAAAUUUCUCACCUGAUUUUUAAGUCAUAACAUGAGAGUGUAUAAUGGUAUAAACUGCUAACAUCUGAAAUAUUUUUUAUCUAUUAUUCUGGUCGAGAUAUGUGAACAAAUUUAGCACAAUUUCAUACAUUUCUUACUGUUGCUACUUGUAAAUGUAUUUCUGUUCUUUUUUGUGUUCAGUUUUUUUUUUUUUAACAGGUGGAUUAUGUAAAUGUUUUAGUUGGUGAAUCAGUAACAAUGAUGCACACUGCCUUAGCUGUCUGCUUGACCUCCCAUUGCAGUUCUUCUACAGUACUUGACAAUACAGCAUCUAGCCUAUAUGUCAAAACACAACUACAUUGAUGCUGGUUGAGCUUAACCUCAUUGAAACCCUGGUGUGGUUCUGCAAAUAUAGUCCCCUUUACCUUUAAUCCUUGGUGAAGAUGUUAACAAGUAUUUUAAUAAAUCCGGAUUUUAUUUUAAAAAUAUAUUCUCACAUUAAACAAUAAAAAAAACCCAGAUUGUUAAUUUGGAAAUAUUUAUAGUAUGGAAAAGAAAUUCUAAGUUAAGAAGUAAUCGUUUUGAACAAAAUCUGUGGCCUUAUCUUUCCCUCCUCUGUUUUUCUUACCAACUGUUUCUCUGAAAGAAGUAGGUACCACGUAUUCAUUAUCUGUGUCAAUCCAGGCCCAGAUUAAGCAGUGCGAAAUCACCCGAGCACAAGGUCACGUCAAGUUUUUAGCGAAUGGCACACACUUGUUUAAAUGGUAGAAAUGGAAAUUACAAGAGAAUUCUUUGGGUGCCAUUAAGUAUCUUCAAAUUGGUUAGAAUCAAAUAUUUAUGUAAAGUUUUCUUUUGCAGCCAAGUAAUUAUUUGCAUAAAAAUUUAAUUGUACUUUAUUGACUAUAAACUGAAAUUAUUUUUAGUUAUGUACAAAUCAUAAUUUAAAUGAGUGAAAGCUUAAAAACCAGCUACUGUUGCAAGGUUGAACAAAAUUCAGAUGUGGUUGAAAUUUGAUCGUGUUUGCAGUUUGGUAAUGAGCAUAGAUGAUUAUCUCACAUGAAGCUUCCAAAAUAACACAAAUUAACUUUGUGUAUUUGGUCAAGACAGAAAACUAUCUAAUAACGCAAGAUAUGUGUCCAGGACUGCACAUUCCUUUUAGUAGUGUAGUCAUUUUUGCUUUACGGCUGCCGCUCUAUAGAGUCUUUAUUUUACUAUACUGUCUGAAAGAUAGCUAGAAACAAUUUGAACUGUGUAAAAAUGGAAUCUAUUUUCAGCCAGGUUAGAGUCCUGAAGACCUAAUAUUUUUACAUUGUUCAUGUGUUGAUUGAUUUUCAGGUUAAUUUCAAAGGGAUUACAGUUCCCUGCAUGGGAUCUGAAAAAUCCCAAGCCAUUUGUUUACCAAAUCGUCUGCUGUCCUUCAUCCACAUUUUCUCCCCAUCAACUUGCUAGAGACUUAAGGUCUUAUGGUUGGUAUUAGAUGGGUUUUGGAAGCUUUAGAAAACUCAGUCAGCUGACUCCUGCACAUGCACAGCUCUCACGCUGACAUAGUACCUUGUCAAAACAAACACAUAAAGGUGUCAGUUGUACCAGCACAAAUCAAUGAAGCAAUCCAAACCAGUUUGUAGAAAAAUCUUAUAAAAGGUUAGUGUUUUCACAGAGAAUUGCCCUGUAGAUGGAGAUACUACAAGAGGGAGCCAAAUUAUUGCAGCACUAUUAGGUAAACAAAUUUAGCCAAGUAUUAAUCAUAGAUUACUCCCUUUCUCUGAGUCAAUGUCAUUACUCCCACAAACCUCCAUGUGGCUUGCACACCAACACAGUCUUUGUGAGUGUGCAUGUAAAAAACUUUGCCCUGCCACUUUAGGAAAAAUGGCAAGCCCAUUUAAAACCAUAAAUGUGUGAAAUGUAUCUAGCUUGAUUUUUUUUUUCACUUUCAAGCAAGUUCAUAGCAGUGAUUUUUGCAUGGUGGUGAUGCAUAAUAAAGUGUUCACACAAUAUCAAAA